Messenger RNA from Pseudogymnoascus verrucosus, 195 nucleotides. RefSeq lists its product as uncharacterized. NCBI's taxonomy places the organism in Eukaryota, Fungi, Ascomycota, Leotiomycetes, Thelebolales, Thelebolaceae. The coding region runs from base 1 to 195 and encodes 64 amino acids. The transcript has 3 exons. The record is from RefSeq and is a predicted model, not a curated record.
AUGGAUGUGGUUGGCGAGACCCAAACUCGCACGACCAUGCAAGAGUUGAUGCUUGACGAUGACCGGAGAGCUAUUUGUGAUUCUUGGGGUUAUGUUUCAAACGUCGUCCUCGAUAUCGAAGUCGAAGCCAAAUUUGUCAGAAACGGCAACCCAAGCCAACAACCUUUCAACAAUAUCAGCUUCGAGCUACACUAG